UUAACAUAAAACUUUCUUUCUUCUCCGUCUGGACCGUCUCCGAUCAAAACCUUUUCUCUCAGUCGACUGUCUCCGCACGGGACAUCCCAGUUCGUUUGAGUCUUAAUCACUUCUCCGGAAACCCUCUUUUCGGCUGUCCUUUCCCAUAUAUAUAUAUAUAUAUUCGUGUACUCAACAGAUGGCGUUUAGAGGGUGUGGAUUUGGACGGGGGGUCGUGGAAAUUAUGGUACCCCGGAGCCUUUUAUUCUUUUCCCAGAAGAUGUAAGGUUACCUGAUCAAUGAUGUCAAAGAGGAAAGGGCUUUAGUCAUUGCGAACAACAAAAUGCAGAGUUAUUGGAAAUCUUCUCCUUAUUAUCUAGAGAUGCCAACAAAGAGAAAAAGCGAAGAGAAUGAUAUCGAAAGAUAUUCUGAUAGAAACAAAGCAAAUAAUCGAGCUAAACGUCUUUCUUUUGGACAUUUCCUAAAGCUUGAAGAUAGAUAUUUCCCUGCAGAGCUAUUUCAAGGUAAGAGAAAGGUGGAAUACAACCAAAGCAAAGGAUUUUCGCGUCAGAACAAAGACCAAAUGAAGCUUGACAAGUUUGAAUUGUAUGAGAAUCUUGAACGGAAGGCCGAGGAUCAAGACAGUAAAGGUGGGAAUGAAAAGAAAAAACAGAAUGAGAAUGAGAACGAGAGUGACAAUGAAGAACCGGAGGGUGCGGAGGAAAGUGGCGAAGAGAGUGGGGAUGACUAUGAUAAGUUCCGUACUAUAAACAUUAACUGUGUGUGUCACAGUGUCUCUGCUAUUUUUGAGUCCAAAAUUAAUAUGAUUUUGUCAAUAAAUAUAUCAAUAUUUAUAAUAAAAAUCAUGUGAUGUUGCUAUAUAAGUCAAACAAAUGUCUGAGGAAACUUGCCCACUGCCUUGGAUCAUAUUAGUCUCAAACUCUUAUAACAGGUCGUUGGAUUUUAUAACGACCUGUUUCUUUAAUGUCAAGUACUUAAUGCUGUGCCUCAGGACAAUAAUUCUGAGCUAAUGUUUUUCUAGAUAUGUUGUCUAUAAUUUUAUUUCUUAAGGAGCAACAAAAUCUAAUUAAGAUAUCGUGACUUAUGCAUGGUUUUGCAGUUUGAAAAUCCUGACGACGACGAAGAUGAGAUGAAUUUAAUGACCAAGAAGAUGGUAAUCCUGAUGACGACAAUGUCUAUGGCAACGAUGAUUAUUGAUGUUGCUCUGGUUGCAUUAGAAUCCAGUCUUUGCCAAAACUUGAGGGAGUUCUGUCAUGGGAAAUUCAGAUUUUGGCAGAGUUAAAUUGUUGUGCUUUGGCACCUCUGUCUUCUGGGUGGUCCUGGUAACUGAUUUCUAUGAAAAAAGAAAAUAACAAAAAAGUCCUGUAACUAAUUCAAUUCAGUGAAAUGGUCUCUCCACACCAACAAAAUAAUUGUACCGUCCUAACAAACCCCACCAUCCUAACAAACAGAAUUCCUCUGUGCCUUCAAUGCUCUCUCUCAAAUAUAUUUAAUCAUCUUAUAUUUUUGUUGCUUCUUUCUCAACCUCUGACCUUUCCACUCAUUAGCUUGUGAGCAAGGCGAUGAAGUUUGCCACCGGUUGUGGCAGAAGAUGGGAUCUUGGAGUUCCAAGUCCAAAAACUUGGAUGCUGAGAGAAGAAGAAGAGGAAAACUUAAACAAAGAAUCAACGAUUUACGUGCUGCAGUUCUCACUAAUGAGGUAAACUAGCAAGCUCCUAAGUCUGGUUCCGACGGA
Papaver somniferum (opium poppy) is the source of this 1735-nucleotide messenger RNA. RefSeq lists its product as uncharacterized. Gene Ontology annotation, cellular component: RNA polymerase III complex. Bases 323 to 850 code for a protein of 175 amino acids. Gene Ontology annotation, biological process: transcription by RNA polymerase III. NCBI's taxonomy places the organism in Eukaryota, Viridiplantae, Streptophyta, Magnoliopsida, Ranunculales, Papaveraceae. The record is from RefSeq and is a predicted model, not a curated record. The transcript has 9 exons.